Messenger RNA from Volvox carteri f. nagariensis, 1026 nucleotides. RefSeq lists its product as uncharacterized. The transcript has 5 exons. Lineage: Eukaryota; Viridiplantae; Chlorophyta; Chlorophyceae; Chlamydomonadales; Volvocaceae. The coding region runs from base 1 to 1026 and encodes 341 amino acids. The record is from RefSeq and is a predicted model, not a curated record.
AUGAGGGUCUUCAUACACAAGCAUUUCCAAAUGAGUAACCUCUACAUUCCCAAGAAUGGCCUUACGGUCAUUCCUGUAUUUGCGUAUGGAAACUGCAUUCCUGAGGCAUUUGUUGCUGAAGCAUCGCCAGAACACCGUGUGGAGAUUGCCAGAACUGUGAGAAGCUGGGUGGCCAAGGUCGUGGGUCACCCAAAUAUUUUCCAAACCCUGGAUGAGCACUAUGGCUUCCGUAAUGCCCAUCCAGGGUACUUCCAGAAUAAUUUUAGCAGGACAAUUGUUCAACAAUUCAUAGCCAAGGAGGGAACCUAUUUCUCCUUCAUCGAGAUGAUCAUCAUGGCUGAGCUAUAUGAUACAGUGGUUGUGGUCCUGACAGAGGCCAGUGAUGAUGAGGACUGCUACACCAUCUAUGCAUCCUUGACCCCAAACCGGCCACGGUUUGUGACUUUCAUACUGUUCCAUGAUCACAGUUGUUCAGAUAACAUGCAUGUGGGACAUGCAGAAGGGAUCAGGUCUGCUAACAUCAACCUGCCUGUAUACACUGACUGGGUAAACACAUUCCCUGUGUUUGACAAGGCUGGAGAACAGUGCCAGCCUGGUGUACCAUACCGUGGCUGGCCAACAGGGGCUCAGUUAGCAAUGGAGGACAUCAAGCGGCAAAUGGGCUCAGAAGUCAGCCCAGGCUCAGAAGUCAGCCCAGGCUCAGAAGUCAGCCCAGGCUCAGAAGUCAGCCCAGGCUCAGAAGUCAGCCCAGGCUCAGAAGUCAGCCCAGGCUCAGAAGUCAGCCCAGGCUCAGAAGUCAGCCCAGGCCCAGGCCCAGGCCCAGGCCCAGGCCAAGUCCCCAGCCUCAGCUCGGGCCCCAGCUCCAGCCUCAGCUUGGGCCUCAGCCUCAGCUCGGGCUCCAGCCCCACCUGGGACCCCAGCCCCACCCCCAGCCUCAGCCUCAGCUCGGGCCCCAGCUCCAGUCUCAGCCUCAGCUCAGGCCCCAGCCUCAGCUUGGGCCCCAGCCCCAGCCCCAUAUCCGGCUGA